Limulus polyphemus (Atlantic horseshoe crab) is the source of this 1205-nucleotide messenger RNA. RefSeq names its product THAP domain-containing protein 6-like. The transcript has 6 exons. The record is from RefSeq and is a predicted model, not a curated record. Bases 162 to 1064 code for a protein of 300 amino acids. NCBI's taxonomy places the organism in Eukaryota, Metazoa, Arthropoda, Merostomata, Xiphosura, Limulidae. Gene Ontology annotation, molecular function: sequence-specific DNA binding.
GCCGAAGCUGGGAUUUACAGAUCCAAUGCCUAAAAAUUUUGGUGGGGAUGGGGAACAGGAGUACCCCUAAAAAACCCACUCUCACUUGUCGGGACCGAAUUAAAGCCCGGUAAAACUAGAUUAACCAAUCACUACUGUUUAUCAUUGAGAGGCAUGUGCGCAUGCGGCCGCCAUUACUAUGUGAUGAAGUUCCAACUGACAGACAAUGUAAAAUGGCUGAGACUGACAGUCGUCGGACUAAGUCACGACCCGAAAGAACGAAGGGAACACAGUGCUAUGCCAUUAACUGUUACACAUACCGUAACCAAGAGUCGAAGGCGGAGGGUGUUACGUUUCACAAAUUUCCAGACAAAAUUAAGAACAAGGAAUUGUAUGAACUUUGGGUGAGAAAUUGCGGAAGAGAGCGCGAGCCAACAAAUGGUUCUAGAAUAUGUAGUAAGCACUUUGACUCAUCAAUGAUCAACAGAACGUUGCAACGAACACAUUUGCGAGAAGAUGCAGUUCCCAUAAUCUUCAAAUUACGUGAACAUCGUCAGCCUCGGAAAGCAGGAAAACGAAAGUCAAACACAAGUACAAAAGCCCUGCUGACUACUAGUCUGCCAAAUGAAGAAGAAAAUUAUGACACAGCUUCAACUUCAGUGACGGUUGAAGAACAAAUUACAAAGGAGCAUUCUUACCAUAUCUGUCAAGAUGAUAUGAAAAGAAGAAUUAUGUCCCUACAACAGAGCAAUGAAGAACUCCGUAAAAGUAUAAGGAAUGCAAAACUGCGUGAAAAGCGUGCUAAGGGUACAAGCAAAGCAUUGUUGCAGGAGCUUGUGGGAAAGAACCUAAUCACUGCAGAGCUAGAGAUGAAGCUGGCUUCAUACAAAGAUAUUCCUUGGGAGCUUUUUAGCAAGCCAUCCUGUCACUAUAGUAAAGACCAAAGAAACUUUGCAUUGACAUUACAUUUGUACUCUCCAAAGGCAUACAAGUACUUGAGAGACACCAUAAACUUAAGUCUCCCGGCACCAAGGACUUUGCGAAGAUGGCUAGAGGAAGAUGGAGAGCCAGUGCUGCAGAAAUGAUUUUCACAUGAAAUAGCAGAAUUUGGCUAGCAUAUAAUUAUGAAUUGUACAUUUAAUGGUGAAAAUUGUUGAUUAUGCUGUAAAUAAAUAUAUUCCUGCAGUGUUAUUAAAACUAAUUCACUGUAGUGAAUUGUACUCAGU